UUUUUGAGCACCAGUGUUAGUAUCUGGAUGUUCAUGGCGUCCUUACCCCAGCUCAAAAUCAGCUGGACAGCAAUCCUGGCUCUGGCCUAUUUCACAUACCUGCUCGUGGGGGCUGCCAUUUUCCAAAUCCUGGAGAGAGAAGCGGAGAGUAAUAAUCGCCAUCACUUUCAGCUGGAGAAGUUACACUUUUUAACAAAUUACACCUGUCUGGAUGGACCAGCUUUGGAAAAGUUUGUUCAGGUGAUUUUGCAUGCCUGGGAAAAAGGAGUGAAUCCCUCUGGAAACUCCACCAACCCAAGUAACUGGGAUUAUAGCAGCUCCUUCUUCUUUGCAGGGACAGUAGUCACGACUAUUGGCUAUGGGAAUCUGUCCCCCAGCACAGUGUGUGGGCAGGUGUUCUGUGUAUUUUAUGCUCUCUUUGGGAUUCCUCUGAACCUGGCUUUUCUUAAACAACUGGGCAAGUGCCUCAUCAUCCAUUUGGGUCGACUGGAGAAGGGGAUGGUCUCAGUCGUCCCACACAAGCAGACAGUUGAGGUGCUGACAGUGAUCUUGUUUGUGCUUUCGGGCAGUCUACUGUUUUUGAUCAUCCCUCCACUCUUGUUCAGUUAUGUGGAAGGGUGGACAUUUGGAGAGGGCUUCUACUUUGCCUUCAUUACCCUCAGCACCAUUGGGUUUGGAGAUUAUGUUAUAGGCACUGACCCACACAAAGAGUACAUCUCUCUGUACAGAAGUUUGGCUGGGGUGUGGAUCAUUUUGGCCCUGGCAUGGCUCGCUCUAGUUCUCAACAUGGGAGCUAGAAUAAUGGAAUAUUUAGUCGUUUUCACACAUCCAGGAUUUAAAAGACAACAGGAAGAUGAGGAUGUGUCAUCGACUAAAUUAGAAGACAUUUCCAAGAUCUAAAGAGGACUGUAAAUGAAAGAACUAUCUAGUAUUAAUUUCUUUGUAG
Messenger RNA from Periophthalmus magnuspinnatus, 946 nucleotides. RefSeq names its product potassium channel subfamily K member 16-like. The record is from RefSeq and is a predicted model, not a curated record. Gene Ontology annotation, molecular function: potassium ion leak channel activity. The transcript has 5 exons. Gene Ontology annotation, biological process: potassium ion transmembrane transport; stabilization of membrane potential. NCBI's taxonomy places the organism in Eukaryota, Metazoa, Chordata, Actinopteri, Gobiiformes, Gobiidae. The coding region runs from base 28 to 900 and encodes 290 amino acids. Gene Ontology annotation, cellular component: membrane.